Catharus ustulatus (Swainson's thrush) is the source of this 1108-nucleotide messenger RNA. RefSeq names its product geminin DNA replication inhibitor (gene GMNN). Bases 130 to 807 code for a protein of 225 amino acids. Gene Ontology annotation, biological process: negative regulation of DNA replication; negative regulation of cell cycle. Gene Ontology annotation, cellular component: nucleus. NCBI's taxonomy places the organism in Eukaryota, Metazoa, Chordata, Aves, Passeriformes, Turdidae. The transcript has 6 exons. The record is from RefSeq and is a predicted model, not a curated record.
GCCUCGGGAGGGGCUCUGCAGGAGCGCGCUGGCCACGCCGUGCCCGGCUGAGUACUCAGGGCUGCCAUAAAAUAACCCGAAACUGUAAUGGUCUUUAACUAGUGUUUCCCGAACUUCAGGAGUGGACGGAUGAAUUCCAAAAUGAAACAGAAGCUGGCUGCAGAAAAGUCCUCAGGAUCUUUGCAGAAAUACUUCACAGAUACCACAUGCAGUGCUGCCCCAAGACAGACUCUUAAAAUGAUUCAGCCUUCAGCAGCAGGUAGCCUGGUUGGCAGACGUAAUGAGAAGAAAUCUUCAGCCAGAAGGAAACUCUGGAAUAACAAGUUUGCCUCAAAGGCUUGUAAAGCUGAGGUGUCUGUGGACAAGGAGCAAGAGAAUGAUGUCGUUCAAGCUGAAGAUCUCAUGAACGGAAGUCCUUCAUCUCAGUAUUGGAAAGAAGUGGCUGAAGAAAGGAGGAAAGCUUUGUAUGAAGUACUUCAAGAGAAUGAAAAGUUGCACAAAGAAAUUGAGCAGAAGGAUGGUGAAAUUGCCCGCCUAAAAGAAGAAAAUGAAGAGCUCAUGUCCCUUGCUGAGCACGUGCAUUAUAUGACCAGCGUGAUUGAGAGGCUAACUGGACAAGCACCUGACAGUCUUGAGACACUGGAGAGUCUGGCUCUAGAGGAAUCCAGACAGGAAAAUGAAGAGCAUAACUGUGGAAAUGAGGCAGACAACCCUUCUGAAGAAGAGCCACCACAAGUAUUGUCUGGCUUAAGGGAGAGUAGGUCAGAUGUUCCUUCAGAGGAAGCAAGCCAUUUGCAACUGGAAUGACAACCUCUAAAUAGGCUUAUGUAUGUGGCUUUUAAUUGCAGACUUCCUCUUCAAAGGAUAUAUUAAACCUCAGGUAUAGAAACUCUUGUGGGAACAUUACAGAUGUUGGCAUUUUUAACUGGAAUUAUGUAACAGUGGGAGGAGUAUCUGAAUAUUGCAUGGAAAAUUUACUACAGGCUGUAUGUAGUCACUUGUAUGAAACACAAAUACUGUGUAUUUCAACUGUUGUGUAAAUAUUUUUCUUAUCAGUUGUCUGACAUGAUACAUAAAAAUUGCUAAAUAAAUCUUUGCAUUACCAAAA